AUGCCUCUUACCGGGGUCAAGAAUAUCAUCCUGGUCCUCUCCGGCAAAGGUGGCGUGGGAAAAUCCUCGGUGACGCUACAGCUCGCACUCGCGCUUUCGCUGCAAGGCAAAUCGGUGGGAAUCCUCGACAUCGACCUGACAGGCCCGUCGAUGCCUCGGCUUGUCGGCCGCGAAGACGCCAAGAUCACGCAAACCCCCGACGGCUGGCUACCCGUACUGGUUCAUGAAGCAGAACCGCCGAGGGAGACAACAGACGAUGAACAUGAAGACCGGGAGGCACAAGGACAAGGACAAGGACAGACGGGGCGCGGCUCCCUCCGAUGCAUGUCGCUGGGGUUUCUUCUUCGUGACCGCGGCGAUGCGGUGAUCUGGCGCGGGCCCAAGAAGACAGCCAUGAUCCGCCAGUUUCUGACGGACGUAUACUGGGGCGAAACGGACUACCUGCUUGUCGACACCCCGCCGGGCACCAGUGACGAGCAUAUCGCGCUGGCAGAGCAACUGCUAACCGUGGCGACUACAACACGAGGGUCGCCAUCGUCGACAACGGGCCUGCCAUUCCUUGCCGGGGCGGUGCUUGUGACCACACCGCAGGCGAUAGCUACCUCCGACGUGCGCAAGGAGAUCAACUUUUGCGUCAAGACCCGCAUCCCGGCUCUGGGCGUGAUUGAGAAUAUGUCGGGGUAUACCUGCCCCUGCUGUGGGGAGGUGACGAAUCUGUUUUCCAGCGGAGGCGGACAGAUAAUGGCCCAGGAGACGGGGGUGCCGUUUCUAGGAAGCGUCCCUGUGGAUGUCAAGUUCGGUGAACUCGUCGAAGGUAAGAUGGUUGUGGAUGAUGAAGAUAGUGAAGACGAAAAUGGGAAUAAUGAGCACACACAGCUGCAAGGGGGUGAGCAGGUCGACUCUCGUCCGCUGGUGGAACGGUAUCAGGAUUGCUGGUCUCUGCCACGGUUCGAGGCCUUUGCCAAGACACUCUUGUCGAAGAUUGAGGGUACAGAGACGUCUUCAUGA
This is a messenger RNA of Penicilliopsis zonata CBS 506.65, 1008 nucleotides long. RefSeq lists its product as hypothetical. The transcript is spliced from 2 exons. Gene Ontology annotation, molecular function: ATP-dependent FeS chaperone activity; ATP binding; 4 iron, 4 sulfur cluster binding. Bases 1 to 1008 code for a protein of 335 amino acids. Gene Ontology annotation, cellular component: cytosol. The record is from RefSeq and is a predicted model, not a curated record. Gene Ontology annotation, biological process: iron-sulfur cluster assembly. Lineage: Eukaryota; Fungi; Ascomycota; Eurotiomycetes; Eurotiales; Aspergillaceae.